AUGUUUGAGAGAGGAAGAACUCAGUUGGAUUUCGGAUUUCAUCAGUUUAAGUGUUCGUACACAGAAAAAAGAUGGAGCAGUGGAAGAAUCGCGUUGCUAUUGUGACUGGCGCUUCAUCAGGAAUCGGAGCUGCGAUCGCCAAAGAUCUCGUGAAGGCGGGAAUGAUCACAAUUGGAUUGGCAAGAAGAGUGGAGAGAAUUGAAGCUCUGAAGAAUGAUCUUUCGCCAGAAUUGAUACACAAUUUGCACGCUUUCAAGUGCGAUAUUACCAAAGAAGAGGAAAUUGUGAGCGUCUUUGCCCGAAUCCAUGAGAAAUUCAAUGGAAUUGAUGUGCUAGUGAAUAAUGCCGGUGUUUAUCGUGAUACCGCUUUGAUUGACAAAGACAAUUCAGACAUCAUUCGUGAAGUCAUGGACACAAAUGUGAUGGGCCUGGUUUUCUGCACUCGAGAAGCCUUCAAAUCAAUGGAAAAGCACGGAAGAAAUUCUCAUGUUGUUCAUAUCAACAGUAUUGCAGGACAUCAAGUUUACUGCAAUAUCGAACAGCCCUCAAUCAACAUUUAUCCUCCGAGCAAAUAUGCAGUGACCGCGAUUACGGAAAUCCACCGUCAGGAGUUCAUCCGGAGCAAACGCCAUAUCAAAGUGACUUCAGUGAGUCCUGGACUUGUGAAAACGGAAAUUUUCAUACCAGAACACAGAGAAAUGCUUUCCAAACUGCCCAUUCUUGAACCAGAAGAUGUAUCUCAGAGUGUCCUUUAUGUUUUGGGAACUCCUCCCCAUGUUCAGGUGCAUGAAUUGACUAUUAAGCCAUUCGGCGAGUCUUACUAAAUUCUUCAAAUAUUGUCGUUUUUCUCAUAAUUUCUGCCUACAUUGUAUUUACACAAUCCAAUAUGCAUGCUUUAUAGUAAAAAGAAACACAGUUCGUUCUUCUGCCUUAUCACUGUAUUACCAAAUAAGCUGUCUGUGUAUUCUAAGGCCCAUGAACUUGACAUAGCAAAUAAAGUGAGCCAAUAAAAAGCAAAGAUAAUAUAAUACCAUCGCAUACAUUAAGUGGAAAUACAUGUAAAAUAAAUAUCACA
This is a messenger RNA of Phlebotomus argentipes, 1075 nucleotides long. Its product is annotated as farnesol dehydrogenase-like. The transcript has 2 exons. The coding region runs from base 72 to 824 and encodes 250 amino acids. NCBI's taxonomy places the organism in Eukaryota, Metazoa, Arthropoda, Insecta, Diptera, Psychodidae. The record is from RefSeq and is a predicted model, not a curated record.